UGCCUCAGCCGCGUCGGAAGUCCUGACAUCGGCGUACCUUGCCAUCCAGCUCUACAGCAUCUGUGUUUUACAUGCGAUUGCGGCUGUCAAGUACGUCGGCCAGGCAGAGACAAUUGCUGCAAAGCUCGGCUUUGCUCCGGGAAGCUCAGGCUCAUCCUUGGCCUUUUCUGGCAGCGGCGGCGGCAGCUCGUGGCUUGGCAGCAGCGCCAGCGCUAGCCCUGAUGCGCUGGCAAUGGGCAAAAGCGGCGCCAAGCGUGUGUCGGUUAGCCGGCUGCCCGAGUUGACGCGGACGGUUGUCCUGUACGACAUGGCACGCAAGAGCAUUUCGCAGCUGAGAAGCGCGAGCGCCAGCGUUUUGGCCAAGAUGUCCCCGGGCAUGAGCCGCGCCAUCCGCGGACAUCAGAUUGCCGAAGAGAUCGCAGUCACUGAGGCGUACUACGACUGCCUCCGCGGCUAUUAUUCUGCGGCGCUGCAUGCGCAGCCCCGGCACCGCCGAUACCUGGCCUCGCUCGCGCUGCUAGAUGCGGCGCAGACUGAGACGCUUCCGCGCGCGGCAGCCCUUGUUGCCUCUGCGGAAUCGAAGCAGGUUGCACCGCAGCCAAGUUUGCUCGCGGCAGACAGCCUGUGGGCCCACCUGGUAUCUGUUUCGAACAGUGACAUUUCGCAGAUCGAGGCCAGCGUCAAGUCGGCCAUCCCCGUUGUGCACAGGCUAUGCACUGCCGCCGAAAGCACCAAGCCAGCGUCAAAGGACUGGCACACGGACCCCAGCUCGCGCCCGGCCAUGGUGCCAAGCGAGUCUGUGCUGUGCAGCUCCAGCGGAGGAGGGGGGGUGGCCAAAUCCGCACUGGUGCCGAGACUCGUUGACCUGCACGAGGUGCAUUUGCGCCUGUGCCCGUCAAGCCGCUGUUCUACGACCUCGCGGCACCGCAAUCGACUUUGACAUGGACGCAAUCAGCGCACGUGCCGGCAAGCAGGGCGGCGGAAACAGCAGCAAGCUGGGGUCGAUCAUCGGCAGUCUGUGGGGCUCGCGCUAGACGUGGCUUUUUCGUGUCGCGCGCCGCAAGCGAAAAAAAUAAGGAUUGAUUUUUGUGAUUUCUGUGAUUUUGUUUUCUUUAACUGCUGAAUUGAAGAAAACAAUGAGACUGCAAGCAUCGAAAGCAUUCAAGCACUGGAAAACAGCCGCGGCACAAAAAAACAGUUGCUUGGUUUUCAAGGAUGGUCCCU
Messenger RNA from Kickxella alabastrina, 1224 nucleotides. RefSeq lists its product as uncharacterized. The coding region runs from base 233 to 940 and encodes 235 amino acids. Lineage: Eukaryota; Fungi; Kickxellomycota; Kickxellomycetes; Kickxellales; Kickxellaceae. The record is from RefSeq and is a predicted model, not a curated record. The transcript has a single exon.